Molecule: messenger RNA, 551 nt
Organism: Guyanagaster necrorhizus
Lineage: Eukaryota; Fungi; Basidiomycota; Agaricomycetes; Agaricales; Physalacriaceae
Exons: 4
Coding region: 169-492 (107 amino acids)
Source: RefSeq, a predicted model, not a curated record
CGAGCGGCGGGACCGUCGACUUGGAAAAUCAACGAAAAAGAAUACUAUCUCAUCUGUGGAGUUUGCAAAUGCGUCGAGUACAUAAAUCGACCAAGUCGGACCGUUCGAGUGUUUGUAUAUAACCACCUGGGGAUAUCUUUAGGCAUCAGUCCUUUGACAGCGCCGCUAAUGAUGACACACGUUAACCGUCCGAUUCGUACCUCGACAACGGCACGACAAACACCUCUGUUGCGACCACAGUUUUGCUACGGUAUCUAUCAUUUUCUCCCUUUCUACGAAUCAUAUCCCGAUCGCACUGUGAUUAGGGAAAUUGAUUUUUUUCGUCAAGCCGUUCGAAGGAAUGGCUGGGACAGCCAAGAAACAUGUCAAGUCUGCACAGAGGAGCAUCUUGAGUAUGCUAACUACCUUCACAAUGCUUUCCUAUACUGGUACAACAGCCCGCUAUAUAACUCAGGACCAUUGCAGGCAGCGCAAAUGAUGUUGAGUGUAUGACUAUUUUCUCCCCGGGUUGGGAGGAAGUCACAAGUAGAAAAAAGGCCCAUCUGAAGAGA